CUGUGAGGACACUGCCGAGGCCAAUCCCAGACUUUCAGGGCUAGGGAGAGAGAUAUCCGAACUGCAAGACACGGAGAGUCAGUAUCAUGGCUCUCCCAUUUGUCAUCCUUUUACGCCUUUGUUGUCUCGCUUCCCUUCCUUUCCUUUCCUACACCUCUAGGUGCACCUCGUUUCUGGCUAAAUCUCGCUUGGUUCAGUCCUGCCAAGCCCAAGGACUUCAAGCUAUCCCCUCAGAUAUUCCUCCUGAGACUCAAGUUCUGCUGCUUAAUUUCAACAACAUUGAGUCUGUCACUCAGCAUGCUUUCCCAGACCUCCAGUUCCUACAGGCCCUCUCCCUUGGUGCCCAGAAAACCGUGGGGUCCUUCAUCGUUGGGGAAGAUGCUUUCCAUCAUUUGCCAAACCUGACAUCUCUUGACCUGGGAGGUAAUCGCAAUCUCAUCCUCCACCCUAAAGCCUUCAGAGGUUUAUCUAGAUUGGAAAUUCUUCUUCUGGACUCCAAUGGGUUGAACGAGUCUGUUCUUGAGUCUAGUUUACUUAUGGAACUACCUUCUCUCCAGAAAAUUGACCUCUCUUUUAAUCAGAUACACAGACUACGUCCUGAUCCCAGCUUCCUGCAGUUAAGUUCAAUUUCUUCUAUCCUAUUGAAGUUCAACAAAAUAAGUGCGCUAUGUGGAGAUGAUCUCCAGUAUUUGCAAGGAAGGAGAAUUAAACUUCUUGAUCUUUCCUCCAACCCCCUAAAAUAUGAUAAUCUCUCCUGCACCAAUCCCUUUAAAAAUAUAACAUUAGGAAUACUAGACAUUUCAUCAAUGGCUUGGGAUGUAAAAAAGGUGGAAAACUUCUUUAAAACAAUUUCAGGGACUCAAGUUGAAAAUAUCACAAUGAGGUAUAAUGCUUUGCUGGGGAGUGGAUUUGGGUUCAAAAAUCUGAAAGAUCCUAGCAAGGACACCUUUUCUGGGCUGAACUCCAGUAAUAUACAUAUAUUGGAUCUAUCCAAUGGCUUCAUUUCCCAUCUGGCCCCUCAACUCUUCACUGGUCUAUCUGAGCUGUUGUCCCUUGAUCUCUCAUCUAAUAAAAUCAGUGGGCUCAGUCCAGGGGCAUUUUUAGGAAUGGGAAAACUGGUGAGCCUUAAUCUGUCAAACAACUUCCUAGGAGAGAUUCUGAGUAAUAGUGUUAAAGACCUAGAAUCCACCUCUCUAAGAGCUCUGGAUCUCAGUUCCAACCACAUUGGAGUCAUUCAGUAUGGAUCACUGGAUGUCCUUGCUUCCUUGGAAUCACUCAACAUUAGAAAUAAUGCCCUUACAAGAAUACCACCAGUCAAACUCCCACGUGCUACUCUUGUGAUAUUAAGACAGAACCGGAUUGCAGACACUUUUGGCCUUGCUACCUUUUGUCCUCUUGUCACUUUCUUGGACAUUUCAAGCAAUCGUUUGACAGACGUAAGGUCUUUGUGGGACAUCCUUGAGCUAAGGAACUUGCAAUACCUACUGUUAGGUAGAAAUCAACUUUCUCAUUGCUCCCCUGUAGUUGCUGGCAAACAUACAAGAAUGAGUGGUUUAUUGUUUUUAGACAUGUCAAAUAAUGCCAUGGGGACAGUGUGGAAAUCUGGUCAAUGUGGGGAUAUCUUUAUGGGCUUGGAACAACUCCACACAUUAAAUUUAUCCAAGAAUGACCUCACAUCACUUCCUGAGAACUUGUUUAGAGGGUUGCUGAGUCUACGCACUCUUGAUCUAUCCCAGAAUCAGCUGACACGCAUACAGAGUGGACUAUUCCUUGGACUUGGAACAAUGAAAAGUUUGAAUUUAGGGAGCAAUACCCUGAUUACCCUGUCAGACUCAAACCUGGAGCCCCUGAGUUCCCUGAAAACCAUAGACUUGUCAGAAAUUACAUUUGUGUGUCACUGCGAUUUAGGGAAUCUCUUUGACUGGCUUUUGGCCAAUAAUGUAACCGUGCAUUUUGGGGCUAAUACGAUUUCAUGCAUUCAGGCCACUCCAAACGUCUCAGACACUUCCCUGAUCAACUUCUUAAGCAAUUGUUAAUAAAUUAUUUUUUCCUCUUAGUUUGUCAUCUUAUCUUUCUCUAUCAUACAUUCGGAUUUUUUCUCUAACAUUCCUAUUACUGCCAUUGAACUUUGUGGCUCCAUCUGCACUCUACCCACAAAUCAGAAAGUAAAGUAAUGUGUAAGGGGAGAGGUUAAGGAUGAACUAUGUAAGCUCAUGGAGCAGGGCCCUCCACCUCUCUGUUACUGUACGUCCAGUUGUCUGGUUACAAUUACAUGUCUGUUAGUCCACCCAUUGUACAGGGCUACGGAAUCUGAUAGCACUAUAUAAAUAAUAAAAUAAAAAUUAUAACUAAUCAAGUAAAAUAAAUUAUAAACAAAACUUCAGAGGAAAGUUCAACAAGUUUCUUCUACAACCAUUGGGAGAUACGACAAACAUUCUGAUAUAGUUUACUCAAAUGUGUCAACGGAUGCCUACAUGUUUGUUUUGGUUUUGCAUCUUUUGCUAUAGUAGCUUGGCUGAGACUUGUGAGCUUCUUAGACAUCUGUCCCUAUCCCUAAUGUGACUCAGAGACAGUGAUAGUUAAUAGUGAGCACUUGGUACUUGGUAUCACCAUCUGAUGUUCAAAUAUUCCCACUUGAUGCAGAUCUAAAUUUGUUCGCCAUGAUUGUCAUGUUGACUUGAGCAAGUGAUCAACCACUACAACUUGAGUAUUUAUGGUCAUGUGUAUCAAGGGUAGUCAACAGCUCUCUAAUGCUCUACCAAAGAUCAGUCAAAGAUCAAUCAAGGGUUAUCAUGGAUGUUGUAGUUCAAGAACAGCCUUAGAGCUACAGGUUUAAUAUCCCAAUUUUUAAAAUAAAUGUACAACAACGAUAGGCAUUAUCCAUAUAUGCUGCUGCUGCUUUUAAUAUUGUAACUCGGGCAUGUCAAUGUAUUUAUCGGGAAGAGAAGUUGUUAACAAUGUGUCAUU
Pelobates fuscus (common spadefoot toad) is the source of this 2967-nucleotide messenger RNA. Its product is annotated as toll-like receptor 5. Gene Ontology annotation, molecular function: protein binding. The transcript is spliced from 2 exons. Bases 87 to 2036 code for a protein of 649 amino acids. Gene Ontology annotation, cellular component: extracellular matrix. The record is from RefSeq and is a predicted model, not a curated record. NCBI's taxonomy places the organism in Eukaryota, Metazoa, Chordata, Amphibia, Anura, Pelobatidae.